AUGGGAAAUCGUAUUUUUGAAAUUAAAAAUCUUUAUGUUUUCAUAGUUUUUGUUGCUUCCGCGUCGUGUGAGGGUGUAUCUUCGAUUGAAGAUGAUUCUGGAGACAUUUAUUCUACAACUCUGACUACAGCGAAGGAGUACGGUAGUGUUUCGCCGAAGCCGAGGAAUUUGUACAGAAGAUUCAAUGUGGCCGUCGGAGAAUUCGGUACACCAUUGGACCUGUUCCGCGGCAAGAAGCCACAGAGGAGAACGAGAAGUCAUAUAGAAACUAUUUGGAAAUGGGAUUUCUGGUGCCAAUUGCAGCCCAAAAUUGGUAAAUGUACUGCUAAGGAACAGGCAAAACUAGGACCUGCAAGACAAAGCUUCUACUAUGAUGCGCAGUUAGAUGCAUGUCAGUCGUUCGUUUUCUCCGGAUGUGAUGGCAAUAAGAACAAUUUCGCGACCCUGGUUGACUGCGAACGCCAUUGUAAAGGCUCAGCCUUCAUGGCAAUAAAAGAAUCAACAAGAACUACAUAUUGCGGCUUACAAUCGAAUGCUGGACUAUGCAUGGCUUUAAUACAAAGGUACUAUUACGACAUUAACGAGAAAGACUGCAAAGUUUUCCUAUACGGAGGCUGUGGGGGAAACCAGAACAGAUUCAAGACUCAUAGUUCGUGUAUGGAAAGGUGUACAGAAGAAAAAUAA
Spodoptera littoralis (African cotton leafworm) is the source of this 684-nucleotide messenger RNA. The record is from the annotation of a GenBank genome assembly. NCBI's taxonomy places the organism in Eukaryota, Metazoa, Arthropoda, Insecta, Lepidoptera, Noctuidae.